Solea solea (common sole) is the source of this 4203-nucleotide messenger RNA. RefSeq names its product serine/threonine-protein kinase PAK 2-like. Bases 447 to 2003 code for a protein of 518 amino acids. NCBI's taxonomy places the organism in Eukaryota, Metazoa, Chordata, Actinopteri, Pleuronectiformes, Soleidae. Gene Ontology annotation, cellular component: cytoplasm. The transcript has 15 exons. The record is from RefSeq and is a predicted model, not a curated record. Gene Ontology annotation, biological process: protein phosphorylation; regulation of MAPK cascade; regulation of axonogenesis. Gene Ontology annotation, molecular function: ATP binding; protein serine/threonine kinase activity.
UUCAAACGACAAAUCAUUAAAACCUUCAGAGAGGACAAUUUAUCACAAUUUACCCUAGUGUUUUGUAUGUAAUGUAAAUACAAGUGUAUUAAAUUGACAGCUGAAUUUACAUAUUGGGGCAAUGGCAGCUCAGUGGUAGAGCGAGUCGUCUUUCAACUCGAAGGUUGUGGGUUUGAUUCCCGGCUAGUAUUUCAGAACUUUCCCUUGUUUCUGAGGUGCACUUAACUCUUUUACUCCAGUUGUCAGACCGUUCUCAGUCACCCACUCACUCAGAGACGCUCUCCUCUGUUUCUCUCUGCCUCCUUUCCUUCCUCAUUCACUUGAACGAGACUCAACACGUCACUUUGCCCAUUCAAAGCUGCUUCCUGUUCACACUCUCUGUUCCCUUCACUCCAGCACCGAUCCGCAGACUGUGCCUUGGAUGGCUUAGGUGCACGUGUGUGUAAAUGUGUGACAGCGGAGUGUGUGAGGACAAGCCCCCCGCCCCCCCUGUCAGGAUGAGCAGCCAAGGAGGAGGAGCCAAGGACACGCAGUCGGCCAAUCACAGCUCUCGGCCGCUGCCGUCUGUACCAGAGGAGAGGAAGUCCAGGAACAAGAUCAUCUCCAUGUUUGCCUCUGAGAAAGGAGGCAGGAAGAAGGACCGGGACAAGGACAGACCUGAGAUAUCGUCUCCGUCUGACUUUGAACACACCAUCCAUGUGGGUUUCGAUGCCGUCACUGGAGAGUUCACUGGUAUGCCAGAGCAAUGGGCCCGUCUCCUUCAAACCUCUAACAUCAGUAAAUCAGAGCAGAAACAGAAUCCUCAGGCCGUCCUCGACAUUCUCAAGUUCUAUGACUCCACCACUGGAAAACAGAAAUACCUCAGUUUUUCUGCCUCGGAUAAAGACUCACAGUCGCUGGGUAAACAGGGUACGGUGACCUCUCCGUCAGGUGGUAAAGGUGGCGACGAUGACGACGACGACGAUACGCCUCCUCCCAUUGUCGCCCCGCGACCGGAACACACCAAAUCAGUGUACACGAGGUCGGUGAUAGAUCCACUGCCAGCUCCAGAGGGAGACGCUGCGUCAAAGGCAGCUGACAGACAGAAGAAGAAGGGAGGAGGCAAAAUGACUGAUGAGGAGAUCAUGGAAAAACUAAGAACUAUAGUUAGUAUUGGAGAUCCUAAGAAGAAAUACACUCGCUUUGAGAAGAUCGGCCAGGGGGCGUCUGGCACCGUUUACACAGCCAUAGAUGUUGCCACAGGACAAGAAGUGGCUAUCAAACAAAUCAACCUGCAGAAGCAGCCAAAGAAAGAGCUGAUUAUCAACGAGAUCCUGGUCAUGAAGGAGCUGAAGAACCCAAAUAUUGUCAAUUUCUUAGACAGUUUCCUUGUAGGAGAUGAGCUGUACGUGGUGAUGGAGUACCUGGCUGGUGGCUCCCUCACUGAUGUUGUGACGGAGACGUGCAUGGACGAGGCUCAGAUUGCCGCCGUCUGCAGAGAGGUCCUUCAGGCUCUAGAGUUUCUUCAUGCCAACCAGGUCAUCCACAGAGACAUCAAGAGUGACAACGUGCUGCUGGGGAUGGAUGGAUCAGUCAAACUCACUGACUUCGGCUUCUGUGCCCAGAUCACUCCAGAGCAGAGCAAGCGCAGCACCAUGGUGGGGACUCCAUACUGGAUGGCUCCAGAGGUGGUGACCAGGAAAGCCUAUGGACCCAAAGUGGACAUUUGGUCUUUGGGGAUCAUGGCCAUAGAGAUGGUGGAGGGAGAGCCUCCGUAUCUCAAUGAGAACCCUCUGAGAGCUUUGUAUUUAAUUGCCACCAACGGGACUCCUGAGCUGCAGAGUCCAGAGAAGCUGUCUCCCGUCUUCAAUUCCUUCCUGUCCCGCUGUCUAGAGAUGGACGUGGAGAAGCGAGGAUCAGGCAGGGAACUGCUGCAGCAUCCAUUCCUGAAGCUGGCCAAGCCUCUGUCCAGCCUCACCCCGCUCAUCCUGGCAGCCAAGGAGGCCAUGAGGAGCAACCGCUAAAUCCCAGUCUCAAAAGACUAUAAAAGAGCCGAGAGAACCAGGACCGGACCAGCAAGCAUCUUCUUUUUCUCGUCUACAUAUGAUGAUCAUGAGUGACCUAUUUCAUUUUUCCCAAAGGGUCAUAGAAUGAAUCUCCGCUCCUUAACUAUUUCCUUUUCUGCGCUGAAGCCAUAUUUAUUUGACCUUUUGUCCUUUUGUUCCAAAGUUAGAGUGUGCAUUUUACGAAUCAUCGUUGCAAAGGUUCAAGACGACUAACACACCAAAGUCCACACUCACAAAGCAUCUUAUGUCGUUCAUAAAGCCUGUAAAUGUUCCUCUUUAACCUUUUUCAUAAAACACUCGACAGCUGCCUUUACUGAGGAAGGAAGAGAGGGGGGUGUUAAUAUGGAUGCGAUCAAAGCUGUGUCUAAAUUCCAUAGUACACACUAAUUAUAAGCAGGGGUGUUUUUUUUUCAGUAUAGGGUGUUCAAAUUGAAGAAACACAAAAGUAAACAACAGAUUUAUUAACUCAUAAUGAUUUUUAGUGAAACAAUCUCAGAAAAGCCUUGGAAUGCCUUUUGAUCAACGCUGCUUGAGCAAAUCUUCAAAUACUCUGUAUACUGUAUGACAAAAGUAACCUUGGUCAUUUUUAGGAUUCUAGAGUUUGGUGUGUGAAGAGACGGGAACCUUCUCAACCGGUUUCUAUGGCUGCUGUUGCUAUAGUUACAUGUAUGCGUUCUGACAGGGUCCAUUAGUCUUGAAAGCAGCCUGCCUGGAAAAGCACACUGUACUAUGACUGCACUGUACUGCGCUCCCAGCAUUGAACAGUGCGGCCUUUGUGCAGUGGAAAAGCCAUAAAGUGUCCUUGUGUGACCUGGUAUCUCACUCACUGAAAAUGAAACCAUUCCUGUAAGGGGGUGGGCAUUUUUUUUGUGUGGUUUUGAACAUGAAACCUUGUAUUAUUUUAUAAUAGAAGAAGAAGAAAAAUCUCCAAAUUCCGUGUGUUUAGUGUUUCAACUUCCUGGUGGCCGUUUAUGCGUCUCUGAUUUCUGAACUGUCUGUGGUCUCUUCUAGAAACUAUGCAAACCCAUCCGAUGUUUUUACUGCAUGAAAUCGAUGCCUUGAAUAUUUGGGUCCACUGUACUGGCCACACAUUUCUCUCUCUCUGUGUUGUUUCUUCUCGUUGUUCCGUUUGUCCGUAUCGCUGCCUUUUUGCAGUCGUUGCCUCUUUGUCUCUAUUGGUGUGAGUACAACACAAAUACUGUAUGAAAUUAUCAGUUGAACUGGAGGAAGACUUUGCCCAUUUUUGUACAUUAUACAUUUGGUAAUGUUUUUUAUGCGGCUUUUUAAAACGUAUGUAAAUCGUUGUUUCAUAUUUGUAACUAACACAGGAGAAGAUAUUUGCUGUUCUUUGUAUUUCGGCAUGUUUGUUUGUGGGUUGUUGUUUUUUUUUUUUUUUGCACCAUUUCAUCCUCAGUUCCCUCAGAACUGUGCAAUUAUGGACUUGGAAUCAUAAAAUGCAUCAAUAAGCCUGAGAGCAAUCGAGCCAGACCUGAAUCUGUAUUCAGGUCAGGUCUGAAUUCUUUACGUUUGUUUUACCUUGCUCGGAGUACCAUGUGAGUUUGGUGUAUACCUCAUUUUACAGCUCGUUUUGACAAUCACAGAAUAUUUUUUUCAUUAAAUAUUCAGCUAAAGGACUGGUGUGGGUGUGAUAGUCGGAUGUCUUGGCAGAAAUUGUACCCCAGUAUUCAAGUUAACGACCUGAAGCUGAGGAUUAUUAGUCGUCCACAACAAGCUCCUGACUUUAUGUCAGCAUAGGAAAAUGGUCCUUUUCCAUGGAGUCUGUCAGUGUUUCUACAUGUGAAUGCUUCUUCAGGUUACUCCGAUGUAGAAAAGGAGGGAUAUUCAAUUUGUAGACGUCACCAGAACCGACGCUGGUCCUUUAACAGACACAAAAACCCACUCAUGGUACUCGGCAGGUUGACACAAAUACACAGUGUUUGCUCCUGUGACCAGGCUGGCAAACACUAUCAUGUGGCUUUAUUUUAUUUUUUUAUAGUUUUUGACUAGAACACAUUCCAGUAAUGCAGUUUUUGUAUUAUGAACGAUGAAGAGUUUUUAAAAGGAAUGCAUUGUUGUUCAUCAUGAAACCACACACUUCUGGUAUUGAAUAAAAUCCAUACAUGUAAAUUAUUAAUAAAGGUGGCUUGUUUCUGGAUUA